CUUAGUAAUAUGUAAUGUAUUUCCAACAUACAUAACUUUAUGUCCUGUAGAGGGCGCCAUAUUCAAUGUGACAUCACAUUAUCUUUGACCAGCGGAAUACCAAGACGCUUCCAACGAUAACUUGCUUUUCAAAUUUUGAUGAGGAGUUUACAAAUUACGAGGGAACAGAUGAACAUAAGAAACAUAAAAAACCUCUAAUUUUCGAGUUUGAAUCUAACAAGCUCUAUGAAAUUCGAGACAACAAGAUUUUUCAAGCAACUUGAAUACAAAAAUCUCAUUCUACCUGUUUCAUUUCUAAUUGACUACUUUUAUGCACAACUGUUUUCAAAAAAAACAUAUCUUUUGCUUCCUCUCUUCAAUUGGAAACGUUUGCUGUAGGCGCAGAGGCAGAACCCAACCACUUGGCUUCUUCACUACGUCAUAUAUUCGUUCGACAACACAGUCCCAGUCAGUCCCGCAGUCUCACUCAGUAAGAAGUGAGCUGUUGCCUCGUCGUGACGCGGUUAAAUUCUGCCUCAGUGUUAUACUCACCUGUUUGUUGAAUUAAUAUUAUUUUUUUUUUAAAUAAAAUUUUGUAGAUACAUUUUGUAUCUUUUCUUACCGCCUACCUACUAUAGAUCAAAUAGAUUUGAAUUGUUUUCGCACACACAUUUGAUCGAUAGAUCGAGAUACACGAUACGAGAACUGUUUUUUUCGGCGGUUGAUGUUGUGAUGAUGUUGAUCGUUUAAAUAGAGAAUAUCUAUCUAUCUAGUAUCUAGCUAAUUAUGUUUUGGAUAUACUUUUAUGAGAGAUACUUUUUUUGUGUGUAAACAUUUUUUGAACAAAAAGAAAAAAAUAUCAGCAUCGUUUGAAAGAAAUCUGAGAUAUUUUUUUCAAAGAAUUUCGUAUUGUGUGUUCUUGUACUGCUUCCUUGGUAUUGCAGAAGCAGCAAGCAAGUACGUUGACUUCCAUUUAUGUACCAAUUGUGCAUCUUCUCGUGUGUCGUCUUAGUUCGAUUCGACAACAACUUGUUUUAAAUACAAACCGCAGCAGAGUUUUUUGAAUAUCUCUUUGCUGCUUAAGCAGGGAGUGAGGAUCAGUGUUUAAAAUCGAUCGCUUCGGGUGUGAAAAUUCGAUCGCAAAGAGAGUACAAGUGUGUAUAAUUUUAUUUUGUAAAAGUAGUUUCAACGAGAAAACGAGUUAUGACUAAGUUACAUGCAACUCUGUGGACUGUGAUACUGAUGCUGGCCGGUGGAGCUGGCAAACUAGCUGAUGCAGAUUUGAUACCAAGAGUAUGUGAGCCAAUUCGAAUCGAAUUGUGCCGUGGUAUCGGUUAUAAUGAAACCUCAAUGCCAAAUAUGGUUGGGCAUGAAUUGCAGACCGAUGUCGAUUUUACUCUGCAGACUUUUGCGCCAUUGAUCGAAUAUGUUUGCAGUACGCAAUUGAAAUUGUUUUUAUGCGCUGCCUAUGUGCCGAUGUGUACGCCUAAAGUGCCAGUGCCGAUAGGUCCAUGUAGGAGCCUGUGCGAGUCGGUUAGGACGAGAUGUCACCCUGUUUUGCAGGGAUUCGGAUUCCCUUGGCCACCAGCUUUAGACUGUAAUCGAUUUCCAAAGGAGAACAAUCAUGAGCAUAUGUGUAUGGAGGGUCCUGGCGAAAUAGGAGUUGGUAUGGCACCGCCAAUUUCAAAGGUGACAUCAUUCCAUCAACCUGGUUGUCAGGGACUAGCUAAAUCUCAUUUAUAUAUUCGUCUUAAUCGUUCUGGACGUUGUGCACCGCUAUGUGAGGCGGAUAUUCUAUUCGAUAAGGCAGAAAAACAUUUGGCAGAAAUGUGGGUGACCACGUGGAGUUAUGCAGCUUUGGGAAUUGCAGUUAUUGCGACUCUUUGUCUUAUCCUUUCUGACACGAAAUGGGAUCGUAUCUUAACACCUCUUGUCACCUGUCACAGCUUGGUUGCCAUUGGAUGGACAGUGAGGUUUGUCUCUGGACGUAAUACAACAGCAUGUGGAUUUGACCCACAACUGCCAAACGUGUCCUUACUCCUGAUCGAUGGAUUAUCGAAUGCAUCUUGUGCGGCAACCUUUCUGCUUCGCUAUUAUUUUGGGAUGUCGGCAAGUGUUUGGUGGUCCAUACUAUGUCUGGAAUGGCAUCGGGGUGUGCGUCAAACAAGGAAUGAGUUUUGUGAACCAGCUAAUGUAUCAGGUCUAAUUGGUGGCAUCAACAACUGUCAGCGAACUAUGCCAAAGCCCACAACUAAAACACUUCGAAGAAAUCAGGACACUUAUAGUAAUAUUGCACAAGUAGCUGCUUGGGGUUUGCCAGCAUUGCAAACCGUUGCUGUUCUUGUUACUAGACUUGUUGACGCUGAUGAACUUUUAGGUGCAUGUUUUGUGGGUAAUCAAUCGGAUAGAGGAUUGAGGGUACUAGUGGCAACGCCUUUAUUUUGUUAUUGGAUUUUCGGUUCAGUUAAUUUGUUCGCCGGAUAUUUGGUUCACCGCCGUAAUGGUCCUUUAUCCACUAACGUUUAUGGACAACCUGCGCCACCAAUUAACCCCAAACAUCAAAAAGCUGUUCACAUGAAAGGCGUUGGCACAUUUUUAUUCAUCUACUGCAUUCCCAGUGCCUUGCUCCUGAUUUCGGUCUUUUACGAAUUCGCCAAUAGUGAUGUUUGGCUAAAUCUUCCAGCACCGACAUACGUUCCAGUUGCAGCUGUCAAAGCUCCAAUGUGGCCAUUUAUGACCAGAGCCUUUAUGGAAUUGAUGAUUGGUGUUGUUUCGUCUGCAUGGGUUUUGGGACCAAGAAUAGCAAAUAUGUACAAGAAUCAAAUGACACCCAAGUGCAAACACACCCCAACGAAAUAUCCACCACCAACGGCUUAUAGUACUGCAUCUUAUCAAACUGUGAGGCAAUCAUCGGCGAGUACGGCAAUUUCUAUGGACAAAAUAUCGAGGUAUUCCUCGGCAAGGAAAUAUCCCACCACUCAUAUGCCUCGGCAUGGAUCAUCGCGCGGUGGCUAUAAAAUGCCUCCACAAUCAUUCGCGCUCUAUGGCAAUGAGACCAUCUUGUAAAGCAUGAUGGGCAGAUUUUGUGUCUGUAUUUUAAUGUGAUAUGUUCCUUGAUGCGAGGAAUCCUUUAAGGCCGAUAAUAUAAUGGUCACCUUAAAGGUGGCAGUAACUAUUAGUUUCUUAAAUUAUUUUCUACUCUUAUUAUAUUUUUUAAUUUAAAAAAUAAGAAAAAAAACUUAAUAUUU
Episyrphus balteatus (marmalade hoverfly) is the source of this 3227-nucleotide messenger RNA. It is a transcript of the gene fz4, whose product is annotated as frizzled-4. The coding region runs from base 1183 to 3045 and encodes 620 amino acids. Gene Ontology annotation, biological process: canonical Wnt signaling pathway; non-canonical Wnt signaling pathway. Gene Ontology annotation, cellular component: plasma membrane. Lineage: Eukaryota; Metazoa; Arthropoda; Insecta; Diptera; Syrphidae. The transcript is spliced from 3 exons. Gene Ontology annotation, molecular function: Wnt receptor activity; Wnt-protein binding. The record is from RefSeq and is a predicted model, not a curated record.